UGUCUAAAGGGCCGCUCCACCGCACUCGGGUUUCAGCUGGUCCGGGCGGAGUCCAUGCGGGAUAAAGGAAUUACACGAAUUCAGUCCAGCUGAAGGUUUAUUCCACGCCGUUUAGCGACCACAUCAGCCGCUCGACAUGACCACGACGACCACCUAUCAGGGCAUGGAACCCGGUGCCAAAAACAGCUCGAGGGUGUUGCGUCCUCCUGGAGGAGCCUCCAAUAUUUCCUUCGGCACAGAUGAGGAGAAGCCGGCACGCAAAAACAAGAUGGCCUCCAAUAUCUUUGCUGAACCUGAUGACCCUCACGCCCACCGAAGGAACAACCCGCCAAGUGGAGAAGCGUCUGGUGUUCUGUGUGGAGAACCGUCGGCUCCUCUCAGACGGUGCCAGCCUGCUAUAGUUUAUGAUAACGGAUGUCCUGGUGAACGUCAGGCCAACAAUAACGAUCAAAAUGAGUGUGAGCCGGAAAACAAUGAAGAGGUCCAGGAGCAGAAAGAGGAUGCCGCACAGCCGUCUGUCCCCACAGCGUCCGGCAGCACCCCCUCCGGCCGAAGGAACCCACCCGGUGGCAAAUCCAGUCUGAUUCUGGGCUGAAAACGGCUGUCAUUGAACUUUCUUUGCUCUAUCUGUCUGUUCUCUCUCUUUUUUUAAGGAACUCCUUCCUUCACUCUCGUCGUGAGCCAUGGAAACUUUCGUCCUCCGUCCACCGUCUUUUCAUUUUUCUAUUGCGAAACAAGAGAAGCGAUCGUUGACAGAAGCACUUUAUGUAAGAAGUCCGUUUCAGUCGCUCCCGCGGGAAUUGGUGGCAUGAGAGAUUCAGAUCGACUUCUAAUCCGCCCCGGUGUAAAUCAUUCAAGGAAAAGGACAAAAAAAGAUUUGUUGCGCAAAAUUUCUAAGUACAAAUAAAGAUUGAUAUGAAUUUCA
Triplophysa dalaica is the source of this 925-nucleotide messenger RNA. RefSeq names its product Jupiter microtubule associated homolog 1b (gene jpt1b). Gene Ontology annotation, cellular component: nucleus. Bases 137 to 595 code for a protein of 152 amino acids. Lineage: Eukaryota; Metazoa; Chordata; Actinopteri; Cypriniformes; Nemacheilidae. The transcript is spliced from 5 exons. The record is from RefSeq and is a predicted model, not a curated record.